ACAGCAAAACCAAAAAAAUGAAGAAAGGAGUGAUAUUAGCUUUCUUUCUCACUCUCUCGCUCUUCUCCUUCCCCUCUUUCCAAUUUGAUUCAAUGAGCUCCCCUUAGACGACGAGGAGUUCGGUCUCAAGGGCGCGGCACCUCGCUUCCCUAAACCCGCAAAGUUGGGAGUCUGACUCCAAGAUCCAGUUCACUCUGAAGCACGCUUUCGACGACUUCGAUUUUGUUCUCAUUGGCACUUUCUCUGCCCGCCUCAAGACUUGGAUUCACGGUGGCCAAACACUAACAAAGCUACCAUUUUCAAGAAAUGGUUUCACUGAUGAGGAGUAGGAGAAGUUCAAAUAUUUGCUUCAAGGUGAUGACUUCUACAGGAUAAGACUCCCAUCCAAUAUUCUAAGUCCUCCUGGGAGGAAUUAUAUUGUCUCAUCAGUGAAAGCGGAAAGCUUAAUAUUAUGGCACCGCCAUACGGCAUCUACAAUUAAACCAGAGAAAGAACAACUGGAGAAUAAAGCCAGAGUAGACCCACAUCUGCAGCGGUAAGGAAGGGAGGUGAACAACACACUCGAACAACCUCAAAGGAACAAAUCUAUACACGUUCCGUUGGUCGAUCGAUUCAGCUAGGUGGACACCCUUCAAUCUACUCGUGACCAGGUUGCACCAAGUCUCCAGGACGUCGAGGCGGGGUUCCAAGCGAGCGGCAGCCACCAGAUCUGGGGAACUAGCGACCACCACAGCAAAUCCGCGUGAUAGGAUGGACGGCCACCAGAUCUUAAUGGGAAAGAGAAGAGAAGAUUGGAUUGAAACUUUUUGAUCAUGUAGUUAUCUGUCAGAUUUAAGGUAUUUACCAACUUAUGUUCAACCAAGUUCAAGAGGGGUGGAAUCCUUCUUAAAACAUUUUUUUUACACGUGCGUUUCCACACGCGUGCAAUUCUCAUCUCAGCCCCGUCACCUCUAAAAUCCAAAACCCUAACCGCUUCUUAACUUUGCUCCUCACUAGCGAACGACACUGCUGAGGAGACGCCCGGAAACUGAGUCCGAGGAAUUCGAGAUCUUGACUAAAUUAGAUUGGGGUUCUGAAAUUUUGUUUAUUUUCUUUCCUAGAUGAGUGGAGGAGAUCUGGAGUAUGAGCAUUUUCUUAAGUAGAGAGCAUUUUGACGUGGAUUGGCACAAUUGAAGGUGGAAAAGGAACCAUAUAUGAGGCUUUUUCAUACAAACUUUCCUUGUAAUUUCCAUUGGACUACCCUUUCAAGCCACCUCAAGUCAGGUUUGAAACCAUGUGCUUCCAUCCAAAUGUUGAUCAGGGGGGAACAUUCCAGUAUUCUUCAAGUAUCAAAUUAAGCAAGUAUACUGGUUUUCAGUUAAACCAUUUGCUCUUAACAGCAGGAGAGCAAGAUUGGGAAAGGAAACCUUUACUUGUUUCUGUUAUAUUCCAGUGUUUGAACUUAUUGCCUAGGUGGUUAUUGGAAUUAUAACAUUUUUUCAUUUUUUUAUUUUUCAUGAUAAAAAAAUAUUCAUUAAUCUCAUAUCAGCCAAGUAUCUCAUUCAAAAUUGCAUUCUAAAUACGUUUAUUAAUCUCCUACAUUCUACCUGCAAAGUAAAAAAGUUCACAUUCAAAAUAAAGAGUGAUUCCUAAGGAAAAAUUAAAUCUCUUAAUUUUCCAUGCCCGUCCAUUUAGCCAUAACUGAAGUGGAAGGAACUCAG
This is a messenger RNA of Rubroshorea leprosula, 1700 nucleotides long. The record is from the annotation of a GenBank genome assembly. NCBI's taxonomy places the organism in Eukaryota, Viridiplantae, Streptophyta, Magnoliopsida, Malvales, Dipterocarpaceae.